AUGAGGUUAGUAGUGACGGCUGCAGUAGCAUUGCUGGUGUUGAGCCGUUGUAGUAGUUGUGCCUCGGCGGAAACUGAAGAUAACGAGUUCGCCGAAUUCGAGGAUGAGGAGGUGGAAGAGGUAGAACAGCCACAACCAGCUAGUCAUAGCACCGACAAGAAAGCUGCAAAAGAAGAAGUUCAAAAACAGAAGACAGACGAUUUUGAUGACGACUACGGAGUUGUGGAAGAUGAGGAAGAUACGAAGGAGAAAGAGGAUGAGCAGCAACCAGUGCAGCCCUUGAAAUUUGCUGAUGUGCCUGCCCAUUUCCGAUCAAAUUGGGCAUCCUAUCAAGUGGAAGCUCUGGUUCUAGCAUUGAUUGCCAUGUAUCUACUUAACUAUGUUAUUGGUCGAAACACUAAUCAAUCGAUGGCAUUGGAGUGGUUCGAUAACGUCAGAGGUCUGCUCGAGCAGCAAUUUGCCUUGGUAGGAGACGAUGGGGUGAAUGCAUAUCCAGAGAGUGGAGCCGCGGUUCAAAGAGAAACUGAUUGCUCUUAUACAGUUUGGUGCUCAGGUAGAGUAGGCGUCAAUGGCAUGCUCAUUCAGAUAAGAACCAUGAAGCGUCAGGACCUCAUGAGUCGAAUUAUGGGCAUCUUCACACCACAGAAGGAUGUCAUCACAUUCAAGGUAGGAAAAUUGCAGUUAGAACUGGAUCCUGGUGAGCUGGAUUCAUUUGUGAUGAUCUUUGGACAGAAGAAGUCUGUUGUGAAGCAGUACAAGGAGAUGUUAGACCUGUCAACCUACACUGUCGAGAAAAAGAACACACCCCAGUUCGGGUUGCCAGCGAGCUUUGCCCUCUACGCUGAACAGUCUGAAGCUACCUAUGCAAUCUUUGAACCGGGCGUUGUUGCAAUUCUUCGUAAAUACGAAAAGGCAAUCGAACACGUGCACAUCUCGGAUCAAUACAGUGGCCAGAAACCUCCUGAGGGAGAAACGUACACUCGGUUACCCGAAGUCGUUCGAUUGGUGCAGUUUUGCCUGAAUCUAGACGAGUGCCGCGAUAAGGAUGCACAAGCGGAACUUCUUCAUUUGAUGUUCUAUAUUGUUGACAAGGCUCGACGUGAAGAGAAAACUCGGGAGCGAAAACAACGUCUAUUGGAGGAAGAAGAUCCCGAGAAACAAAGGCGUCUUGAGAAACUGGAAAUGAAACGAGAAGCGAAAGCAAAGCAACCGAAGAUGAAACAGCUCAAAGUUAAGAUGUGA
Messenger RNA from Cooperia oncophora, 1242 nucleotides. The record is from the annotation of a GenBank genome assembly. Lineage: Eukaryota; Metazoa; Nematoda; Chromadorea; Rhabditida; Trichostrongylidae.